Molecule: messenger RNA, 1287 nt
Organism: Salvelinus namaycush (lake trout)
Lineage: Eukaryota; Metazoa; Chordata; Actinopteri; Salmoniformes; Salmonidae
Product: transmembrane protein 88-like
Exons: 4
Coding region: 129-785 (218 amino acids)
Cellular component (GO): plasma membrane
Molecular function (GO): PDZ domain binding
Source: RefSeq, a predicted model, not a curated record
GAGAAGAGAGAAGAAGAGAAAUAGAAGAGAAGGAGAAGAGAAGGAGAAGAGAAGGAAAAGAGAGAAGAAGAGAAAGAGAAGAGUGAGGAAGAGAGAGAGGCUCUACCAGGCUGCACGUCAAUUUGACCAUGAGUGUGAGCGGUACACUGGAGAAGGGGGCCCACCACCAGGCUCUGGAGCUCUCCGAGGAGCUCUCUCCCCUCAACCACCACCACCCUCACCACCACCACCUCCAGCACUCCAACUCUCUGGCCUCCAGCGCUGCUGUGGGGACCCCCUCCGGCGUGGUGGUGCCACCCCCGUACUCUGCAGCUGAGAGUAGGGGAGGUGGUAACGACGCUCCCCUGGAGCUCCGAGGCUCUCUGGACUGCUGGGCGUGCUCGGUGCUGGUGACGGCCCAGAACCUGCUCAUCGCUGGGAUCAACGCCUGCCUGGCCGGACUGGUGUUCGGACUCAUCCUCACCCCCGCCAUCGCCAUGGUGGUGUUCGGGUUCCUCUGUCAUUCUACGGUGCGCCCUCAUGGGACGUCCCGCUACUGCUCGGACCUGCUGAAUGACGGUGGCUGUGUGGCCCUCCUGGUGGUGGGUUUCCUCCUGGUCACACCCCUCCUGGUCCUGGCUCUGGCCGCCUACUGCCGCCUGGCCCGCCACCUCCAGCUGGGGCUCUGCUUUAUACCAUACUCCAGGGCUAUCUACAAGAACCUGCCCACCACACAGCACCCUGGCCUGGGAGGGGGCUGCUGUGAACGCAGUGGCGCUGGAAGGGAGGGAGGAGGGAAGGGUUGACGCCAGCGGGACUCUCAGACUCUCAAACAUGCCACAGCCUGUUCCAGAUGACAUACCUGGACUAAAGUACCUAAUACAGCUUCACACAACUCCCUAUCUGCCAGGAACAGUCCCUUUUGGGAUUAAAGCAUAUUGUCUACUUUUGAUACUGUGUUCAAAUCAAGGCACAAUAUGCCAUAUGAAUCAUAGUCGAUGUAAUUCUUAAAUAAUUCAAUACUCUUGUCAUAGUUGUACCUCCUGCGUCGUUUCAUAUGUUGGCUGCCCACUGCCAGUUUGUUAAAUUAUUAUUUGACUUUUAUAUGAAUUAUUGACAACAAUGAGAGAGGGAACUUCUGUAUCGAGACUUUCCAUGGAAACAUCAUACAGUACGUCAUCUGAGGGUUCCUCGGAGUUGGUUAAGUUAUUUUCCAUUCUUUACUUCCUUUUAGCAAACAUUUCUUUCACAUUAUCUUUUGUAUCUUCUUUAGUUUAAUCCGAUAAAUCAGAAUAGUAAAAAUAAGCA